AUGGCUGUCUCUGCUAUCAGGAAUUGGUGGAAUACGUACCAUUUGGACAAAUCGGACACCUGUGACUCCAACACUGAGGAAGAUGAGCAGGAAUUAGCAGGGAGGAGACAAUCUGUGUCCAUAAACCUAAGUCAGACUCUGCGGACCAGGCAGCUGCUCAUAGAUUUUGAUGGUGGGCGACCUAUUUUGACCCUCAGGGCACCGCUGGACCUGGUUAACUUUCCAUCAAUCUCCCGUCCCCGCUGGCCGAUAGAGUGUGAGGUCAUCAGUGACAUUAUCCAUCACAUAGAGUGGGACCCCCCGGAGCCAGAGCCUUUUUAUCAGCACACGGGACAUGAGAGGACACCGAUGCCAGUUGGAGAGGAGAGAGGGAAAGUGGUAUACUGCACUGACCAAGCCACUAAGCGUCCCUAUUUUACCUGCUCUCGUGUUGGAGGGAGCAGGGGGCCCAUUAAGAGUGCCACUUCUUCUGAAGGCAAUCAGACAGAAUUCACCCUUGAGUUUGAGUCACGCUUUGAGAGUGGGAACCUUCAGAAAGUUGUGCAAGUCGGUGUCUAUGAGUAUGAGCUCACCCUGCGCACAGACAUGUACACCACAAAGCACACGCAGUGGUUCUACUUCAGGGUCAGGAACAUGAAGGCUGGUGUCACCUACCGCUUCACUAUCAUCAACCUGAUGAAGAGCAGCAGCCUGUAUUCUCUGGGUAUGAAACCGCUCCUCUACUCUGAGAGGGCUGCAGAGGAAAAAGGUGUUGGAUGGCAACGCAUCGGCUCCAACAUCAGAUACUACCGUAACUUCAGUCAGAAUCCCAAGGACAACAACAGUGACGUCAUUGCCAUGUACUCACUCACCUGGACUCUCCAGUUUCCUUACGACUCGGACACCUGCUACCUGGCUCACUGCUACCCCUACACCUAUUCACACCUGCAGCGCUAUCUUAGGCGUAUUUCUUCCAACCCAGCAAUUGCCUCAUUCUGUAAAUUACGGGUGCUGUGCCACAGCCUUGCUGGGAACGCCGUGUAUGUUGUGACAAUAACGUCCCAGGGCGUUGGCAGGGUGGAGGGCAAGACCAAGAAGGCUGUGGUGGUGACGGCCCGAGUGCACCCUGGAGAAACCAAUGGGUCCUGGAUGAUGGAGGGGUUGCUGGACUUCCUGCUUGGGGACUCAGAAGAUGCUCAACUACUCAGGGACACUUUUGUCUUUAAGGUGGUGCCAAUGCUGAACCCUGAUGGUGUGGUGGUGGGAAAUUACCGGUGUUCUCUGGCAGGCAGGGAUCUCAACAGAAAUUACAAGACAAUGCUCAGGGACUUCUUUCCAUGUGUGUGGCACACCAGAAACAUGGUGGAAAGGCUGGUGGCCGAGACGGAUGUUGUUCUUUACUGUGACUUUCAUGGCCACAGCCGCAAAAACAAUGUCUUCAUGUACGGUUGUAACAGCCGAGGCGAUGCCUCUCUCAAGCUUCAUGAGAGAGUCUUUCCGCUAAUGAUGAGCAAGAACGCCAGCAACAAGUUCUCCUUCAAGAGUUGCAAAUUCAGGGUACAGAAGAGCAAAGAGGGAACAGGACGAAUCGCCAUGUGGAGACUUGGCAUCAGAAACAGCUACACUAUGGAGGCCACCUUUGGAGGAUCCACUCUAGGUGACAGGAGGGGAACACAUUUUACUACUCGAGACCUGAAGUCCUUGGGCUUUUAUUUUUGUGACACCCUGUUGGACUACUGUGACCCUGAUCAAACAAAGACCACUUACUGUCUGGCAGAGUUGGCUGUGCUGUUGAGAAAGGAGAUCAGGGAAAGGCUGGGCAAAGAUUUUGGCACUGACUGUAACAUCUCUGUAUCUGACCUAGAAACCAGCACCAGUGGUUCAAAUAGUUCAGAUUCAGACGGACUCCCAGUGCAUUUACUGAACCAACCACAAAGUCUCCAUCCAGAGCAAACUCCAGUGAAGAAGAAAAAGAAACGCUUGAGGAGUCAUAAAGAGAGGAACAGGCUGCGAACAGAGAGAGUGAAGAACAACAAACAGCCAAAGGUUCUGCAAAGCAGCAUCAAAAAUAUUGAGUCCAACCUGCCACAUGAGACCCCAGUCAAAGAGACCAUCCCAGAGAGGCCUGCUGGAAGGCACAGGAAAAAGUGGCAGGUAAAUGGCCUGAUAAAGAAAGCUGUGAUCCCUCCUCCCACUACUCACCCAGGGGAGGUCGGUCAGGUGACUCUGUGGCAGGGUUGUGAGCCUGUCAAGGAUGACUGUCUGGAAAACAUGAGGGCUUCAUACCUGCAUCGCAGGGCAAAAGCAUGUCCACAUAUCAGCACAUACACAUCUGUGUCACCUCACACAGAUGGCCCAGGGAUGGAUACAAGACAGUGGCGAUGCUCCUCUCAGCUGCUGCACCUGAGCGCUCUCAUUCCACCUUCACCAAAUUUCAUAUAUCCCAGCCAGCACCAGCAUCACUACCCCCAACAAUCCUUUGUCUCUUACAGAGUCCACAGAGGGAUACCAUCUUCCCUCACAACGCCCCACAGGUCUCCCUCAUCCAUGUGUGUCAAGAUGGUUUCGGACAUUAUUCCAACAAAGCGCCUGCUGUCAAGUCUCACCAGUGACAAGUUCAAUGGCCGGUGUAUUUACAGAGACAGAAAGUCUGUACAGGUCUCAGAACGUUACUUUGUGCCUGAGGAUCCCUCCACCACACAUGCAGUUGUAACCAGGACUAAAUGGCAGAAUGAGGAACAGGAAGACAAUGCCUCCGAAGUUGGUUUGUCACUGUUGAGAUGUAUACCACUUGGAGAGCAGAACCAGAGAGACCUCACCCCUGACAUCCCUCUGAGAGAAACUGAAUCACACAGCAAUUUAUUAGUGCCUGUACUAAGGCCCACAGACCCAAGAGCAAAAAGACUAUCCAAAGAGACUUUGGAGGACAAAAGGCACGUGGGUGUUUUACCCCCUGUGUCAAAGCCUUCAAGCUUCAUGAAAAUGAAACUUCCGCAACAACAGAGUGACACCCUCAGUAGGCUUCAGGCAACGGGCAUCAGGCACUAUCACUCUGGAAGAGAAAGCCAAAUAAGUAUGGAUCCGUAAGUGACAGUGGUCACAAGAACAUCUCUUUGCUCCAAUUUAGGGCUCAGUAAUUAAAAUUCAGAAACUACAGAGUGAUUUUUAUUCUCUCUGCUCUCUGGCCAGUGAUGUGAACCUCCACUCAUCAGAGAAUAUGAUUUUUGCUACCUCAUUUAUACAGAUCUCAUGACAGAAGGAGAGAAGUGAAACAAGUAAGUAGUAAAAAGUAAUAUUUUCUAUCCAUAGGCAAUAUUUUACUGGGAUUAAAUUUUGAUAAAAUUGAUAUAAACUCUGUAAAACCUGCAUAAUGUUAAUUAAAUGCUAAU
Molecule: messenger RNA, 3368 nt
Organism: Toxotes jaculatrix (banded archerfish)
Lineage: Eukaryota; Metazoa; Chordata; Actinopteri; Toxotidae
Gene: agbl2
Product: AGBL carboxypeptidase 2
Exons: 22
Coding region: 1-3066 (1021 amino acids)
Biological process (GO): proteolysis
Molecular function (GO): metallocarboxypeptidase activity; zinc ion binding
Source: RefSeq, a predicted model, not a curated record